Cricetulus griseus (Chinese hamster) is the source of this 519-nucleotide messenger RNA. The record is from RefSeq and is a predicted model, not a curated record. NCBI's taxonomy places the organism in Eukaryota, Metazoa, Chordata, Mammalia, Rodentia, Cricetidae.
GACUAAACCCUUUGAGAUGAGGAAGGUUGAUCUCUGUUCAAGCGCUGAAGGGACUGAAGUGAUUCUGGCCACCUCCAGUGAUGAAAAGCACCCACCUGAAAAUAUCAUCGAUGGGAAUCCAGAAACCUUCUGGACCACCACAGGCAUGUUUCCCCAGGAGUUCAUUAUUUGUUUUCACAAACACGUGAAGAUUGAAAAGCUCGUGAUCCAAAGUUACUUAGUGCGGACCUUGAGGAUUGAAAAGACUGCAUCUAAAGAGCCAUUCGAUUUUGAGCAGUGGGUGGAAAAAGAUUUAAUACACACAGAGGGGCAGCUUCAAAACGAAGAAAUUGUGGCACGAGAUGGCUACGCCACUUUCUUGAGAUUCAUUAUUGUUUCAGCCUUCGAUCAUUUUGCAUCUGUACAUAGCAUUUCUGCAGAGGGACUAGCAGUCUCAACUCUUUCCUAGUAAUUACAACAAAAUUCUCUAAACUACUUUUCUUUGGUAUAUUUUCUAUUAAAUAUAUUUUUAUCACUGUU